Molecule: messenger RNA, 764 nt
Organism: Marchantia polymorpha subsp. ruderalis
Lineage: Eukaryota; Viridiplantae; Streptophyta; Marchantiopsida; Marchantiales; Marchantiaceae
Source: the annotation of a GenBank genome assembly
CCGUGCGAUGCUCAUCGUCUCGAAGAACAUCCAUUCGCGUCGUUGUUUCGAGAAUUAUCGCACUCGAAUUUGUGGUCUACACUAAUGGUCCGAGCGUUGGUCCGCUGCGUGCCCGACGUCCAGAAAAAACAAGCUUCAAGGCAAUGCGAUGAAGGUUCAGCACAUGGGAACUUAAAGGUGACAUAUUCCUGACGGAGGAUCGCUGAUAUGAAAUAAGUUUGACCAAAGGCUCCGAAGCGCGUCAAGAGCGAGAUGAAGAUUUCAAGGACAGUACAGUAUUAGAUUGCUAGUGCUUCUUGAUCUUGGGAGCCAGGUCAUGAUUCUGUGGCCUAAUGACUUCGCCUGUUGGAGCUCGAGGAGCCCAGAGAGAGAUUAUUCAUGUGUUUGUUAUGCGCUAACAUGUCCUGCGGGCUUUCCUGUCCUGUACUUCGGUACAUUCACAAGUUGUUACAUUCUUGGCAAAGUUCACAUUUGCCCACUUUUGGAACACAACUGUUUCUUGUUAGCAUGCCAUGUUCGGGUUCCAAUCACGAACUUCGAGUCAGUUGAAGAAAAUCUAUAAUAUACGCGCAAAAAUGAAUGUCAACUUGCAUCAGUCCCAUUUCAACUGUUCCAAAUUGACCCCAGUCGAACAUCGCUCGAGGGCAUGGCGUAUGCUCGUGGAGAAAACUGCAGCACCGCGCGCAAUCCGAGUGGACACAGAGAACCCGACCUCGCGAAGGACUGCGUACGUGGGGAGAGACCAACAUCCGUCGUCGAUUUCG